AGUGUGCACGAUAUACUUUCUAUAGGACAUAAGUAUGUGUGUCACUUGGUUUUUAUUCAUAAUUACACUCCAAAUCCUAUCCCCGGCCCGACUUUAGGCACAAACACGCACAGUCGCACACACAAAACUCUCACAACUCCUCCCUUACACGACCUCAAUCCCUCGAAACUGGUUUCGCACUGUCACCAAGGAGCUUCUUGACGGCCGACUUUCAAUUGGCUCUGUAAACAUGGUAAACGAGCAAGUUUUGGAAACCAAGCCUCAGUUUAUUACUCUCAUUACAUACCGAUGGAUAUGCAGCGAAGAAGGCUGUGGACAUAAUGAAUUACCUGCUUCGAUUGUUGAUGUGUUUCCUCGUAACAAGAUCAGUUGCUGCAAAGCUGGUCGUGAGGAGUAGCAGCCCGGUUACCUCCUUUGUCGGCGACCGGACUGAGUUGACGUGCUCCUUCUCCCCAUCCAGCUCCCCGGGAUCCUCAUUCGCUUGGUCUCUCGACGGCAAAAAUGGAUUCAGCGAGCAGGUACGAUUAUGUGGCGGCGAAGAUUGCGAUUCAACGCGACACCAAUCCGUCAUAUCUGAUGAAAACGGAACGGGGAGGAUGACGAUCAUCAUUUUGGAUACGGUCCUGUCGGAUGCUGGGAAUUACACCUGUUUGGUGCUGAACAACCAUGAUGCGCAAUCAGCCGUGGUCAAUCUGGACGUUACGGAGUGUACUGUCCACCGACCGACCGUAGAUUGCGACGACAGUAUUGACCUCAACUCAUUCAUGGAUCUCACGUGCUCAUAUCUUACCCCGUACCAGACUUUGGAAGAGUUCACGCGGAUCGCCAAAAUAUUCCUCUCACCUUCCUUGAGACCCGAAUAUACAUCAAGUUUGCCCGGGUUUGAGAUUCACGUGAACGUUACCCGGGAUAGCAUUCCAAAUGCCUCCGAGGUAGCGGCAGACCUGCGACUGAUUUCACAGUGCUGUAGGACGGAGUCGUCUAUGCCAUGUAGACCACCUGAUAGACAGAACGUAUGUUCUGACGUCUGCUCCACCGAUGUGUAUUAUCCACCUUCUGACCUCGUCUUGACCCGAUCCCCAUUGGAACCUUGGCGGGAAAGAUGGCACAAUGCAUCCUUGGCGUGCAGAUCAAAUGGCUUUCCACCACCUAGUGUCUCCUGGAGGAAGGUUCAAGAGGACACCUCACCUGGCAUUGUCUUAGCUAACGGGACAGGGUCAUCCUGGUUGUUCAUUGCAGAGGUGCAUCGCAAUCAUUCUGGAGAUUACCGAUGUGAAGCCGGUUUGGCGGCGCAAAGAACAACUAUCUCUGUGCAAUAUCCCCCUGAUAUUGAUCGACGGGUGUCCAUUAUUCACGCCAAUGAGGGGACCGGAGCCAUCCUUUCGUGUCUUGUUGAUGCCAAUCCUUCAACGACAUCGAUGAUCACGUGGUCAACGCCUAACCAAUCACAGGUCACUACUAGUACCUUCAGAAGACUCUCGACAACUCUACUGGAGAGCAGAUUGCAGGUCGCAGAGAAUGUUCACAGAGAUGUCUUCGGGAAUUAUACUUGUACCGCCAUAAAUUCACUCGGAGCAGAUUCGUUCGUUAUUCAGCUCACCGGAUACUGCUUCCCAGAUCCCCCUCAUGACCUGCAGGUUAUCAGCUCCUCGAAAACAUCCCUCACUUUCUCGUGGACACCCGGUCAAGAUGGUGGCAAGCCGAUGACAUUCGCAGUCUCAUACUGCGUCAACGACACCCAGGAAGAAAGGUGCCGCAGAGAACAGGGGAUAACGGAUUGGCAGUUCAUCCUAGACGGGCUAAGGACCUAUACUCAGUACAGAAUAAUAGUACGAGCAGAAAACGAAGUCGGGAGCAGUGAUGGCGUUGACAUCUUUGCGUCGACUGCUCCGGGUACUGUAGAUGAAUUGGGUAUAAGUGCAACAUAUGAAAUGAAAACAGGAAGGCUUGACAUCUCCUCAACAGAGAGGGACACAAGUGACCUCUGCAUCCAUGCUGAGUUUCACGUCGGCGGGUUGCAGAAAAUGAAUGAAACGUGUUUACUUCCGGGUCGGACGGUGUACAUCACGAAUGGCGCCAGGGAGCAUCAGCUGUGGCUGGUCGUGUGUGGCCGUGGUGUUUGCAGUGCCUCAACACGUGUAGAGUACCUGGAUGGCAGCGAUGGAAGAUGGAGCCUGCUCUUCAUCUUGGUCGUUUCACUGGGAUGUUGUCUCGGGGUGACUGUGUUAGUUAUUAUUUCCUACUGGCUGUGUCGCGUAACAAAAGAAAGACGAUGGAAUUCUGUGGAUUUUGAUGGCAUGUCAACGAUUCAAAGAGCCCUUCCCUUACCCCCGGCCUGUGCCCUGGCGAUUGGAAUAGGCCCCAAUUCGUUCAAAAAUGAGGACUCAGAACUUCAGAACUAUGAUGCAAUCUUGAAUAUCAAGGGUAAGGAAAUCAGUGACAACCAGCACAACUCCAACAUCAAUACACCGGGAAACACCAUCACUCAAUCGGAUCUAAAGAUCACCCAUGGAGAUCCAUUUCCUCCAGAAGGCUACAUGAAGAUGGAUGCAGGCAAGACAGUAGGUGUCCCUGACCAAGGCAUCUACACCACCCACUUGCAUCUCAUACAGGACGGGCCGAAGGAAGCUGAAGGAAUUCCUUACGGGAACGCGGCGAUCGUCCAGACAUGCCAGAAUUUGACGCCAAAGGCGACGGACGAACCUGUGCAGCUGCCCCACAUCGAGGUCAACGAUGACACCUACACGGUUGCCGAACGUAACAAGGAAGAGCCUUCGGACUACAUGGUUCCGACGAGUCCAGGAUGCGAUUCUGUCCAUGAUACUGUCCUGUAACCCGAGGAAGUCAUGCCCUAAACAGCACACUCUAACAUAAAUCCCGGGUCAGGUAGAUCAGGAAACUGGAACUUUUAGUGUGCGAUCUGUUCCGGGUAGGAGAAGAUGUCCAUGAAUAUAGGUCCAGUGUGACUAAAAAGGGCCGGAUCUGAUCCGCAAACGGUUACAUCGGACCAUACUUCGGCCAUGUUGACACAGACCGGAAAAUGACGUCAAUAAACCCAUUUUUAAGUCAUUUCUACCCGGGUCGUAUGCCUAUACUUGCUAGCUGUAAACUUAAUACGCUCAAUAAUUUAUCUUAAAGGUUGAUUGGAUCAAUUGUAAAUCUUUGUAAUACGGGCGCCUCGUUUCACUUGUGAUAUUAUUAUCACAAAAUGUCCAUCUUCGAAUUCGCAUAUUUGGAUAUUGACUCAAAGUGGUUUCCAAAGUUUGUGCGAGUGUGUGAUUGGGUGGGAAAAUGAAGUCCCAUCAUGCGGAUGGAGUGUUGAUAAUUGGUUAAAAUGAGAGGAAACAUAUAGGCCUAUGUGCGUUCUAAAUUUCAGAUAUUUUUGUUAUGCAGGGGCCUGUGUAUUGUGAAGUUUCAUGCAUUAAAGAGCUAAUACUUUGAUCAUUUUAGAGAGACUUUAAACAAAAUAAAUAUUAUUUUACUUCAGGGCCGCGGAACCGGGGAGGGGGCUGAGGAAGGCUUGGCCAUCGACCCCAUCACCACUUUUUUCAAUAAAAACGUACAAAAAUGCCAUUGAAUUGUGAUUAUAGGCAGGUUCGACGCCUCCCUCACUUUCGGCUGAGCCUCCCCCCCCCCCCUCCCCCUUUAUUUUCGAAUUUCUCCUCUGCGACCCCUCGGCAUGCUUGAGCGCGCUUGUGGAUGUUGGUGUUUGGAUGAGUUUGAGAUGGGAACGGGAUGGGUCCAUGGUUCCAGUAUGACCGUUUUAUUAUGAGUAUGUGGAUAGGAUCAUAUCGGCGGGAUCACCCUUUCUCUAUUAAUAUUUCUUCAAUGAAAAUUUGCUUUAAUAUUAGACCUACACUAUCAAUUGAUAUGUUGUGUUGGUUGAUUGGUGUGUAUUUAUGAAGUUUAUUAAUUAUUUAUCAAAGAUCUUGUUCUAUUUCAUUCCAGGAUGUUUUAAAAGAAAUGUAUAUAUAUACACAAGCAUGUGUUUAUUACCUAUUUUGUUUUUAAAUUGAAUACUGCACCGAAGAUUUUGUUCAAUACUUUAACUUGUGAAAAAUGUGUGUUUUUUAACAAAGAAAAAUAAUUAUAUAAUAUAGAAUUUAAAAAUAAAUUGCUUUAGCCUUCAGAUG
Molecule: messenger RNA, 4133 nt
Organism: Lytechinus variegatus (green sea urchin)
Lineage: Eukaryota; Metazoa; Echinodermata; Echinoidea; Temnopleuroida; Toxopneustidae
Product: titin-like
Exons: 11
Coding region: 321-2834 (837 amino acids)
Molecular function (GO): protein binding
Source: RefSeq, a predicted model, not a curated record